This is a messenger RNA of Piliocolobus tephrosceles (Ugandan red Colobus), 3366 nucleotides long. RefSeq names its product tRNA methyltransferase 44 homolog (gene TRMT44). Gene Ontology annotation, biological process: tRNA methylation. Gene Ontology annotation, molecular function: tRNA (uridine) methyltransferase activity; metal ion binding. The record is from RefSeq and is a predicted model, not a curated record. The coding region runs from base 43 to 2316 and encodes 757 amino acids. NCBI's taxonomy places the organism in Eukaryota, Metazoa, Chordata, Mammalia, Primates, Cercopithecidae. The transcript is spliced from 12 exons.
UCGGCGCGCCGCUUCCAGGGCUCUACAAACCUGCCGGCUGCCAUGGCUGAGGUGGGCCGAGCAGGCAUCAGCGACCCAGGCGCGCUGCUCCCACGGGGCUUCUGGGCUGCGGUGGAGGUGUGGCUGGAGAGGCCGCAGGUGGCCAACAAACGGCUUUGCGGCGCCCACCUGGAGGCCCGCUGGAGCGCUGCCCUGCCCUGCGCCGAGGCCCGCGGCCCAGGGACGAGCGCAGGCUCGGAGCAGAAGGAGCGGGGUCCGGUUCCCGGCCAGGGUUCCCCCGGAGGGGGCACGGGUCCCACGCUGCGAUCAGGACCCAAGCAGGGCAUGGCAUGUUGCGAACUUGAGGAGGCCCAGGGCCAGUGCCAGCAAGAGGAGGCACAGAGGGAAGCCGCCUCGGCGCCCCUGAAGGACUCCGGGCACCCCGGCCAUGCUGAAGGAGACGAGGGCGACUUCCCCUCCGCAGAUCUGGAUUCGCUCUGGGACGAUUUCUCCCGAAGUCUCGCCUGUGGCAAUUCGGAGAUGCUGGCCUUCCUCACCUGCUCCCGGGCGGGAUCGCAGCCAGAGGCGCAGCGUGAGCUCGACGUGGUUCUCAGAACCGUCAUCCCGAAAACUAGCCCACAUUGCCUCCUUACAGCUCCCAGGAGGGAAAUAGUCGUGCAAGAUGUCCUCAAUGGAACUGUAACGUUUUUGCCUUUGGAAGAAGAUGAUGAGGGGAAGUUAAAGGUUAAGAUGAGCAAUGUAUAUCAAAUUCAGCUCAGUCAUAGCAAAGAAGAAUGGUUCAUAUCUGUUUUAAUUUUCUGUCCAGAAAGAUGGCAUUCAGAUGGAAUUGUGUAUCCCAAACCCACAUGGCUUGGAGAAGAGUUGCUGGCCAAGUUGGCCAAGUGGUCUGUAGAGAACAAGAAGAGUGACUUUAAAAGCACCCUUUCCCUCGUCUCUAUUAUGAAGUACAGCAAGGCUUACCAGGAACUUAAAGAGAAGUAUAAGGAAAUGGUUAAGGUGUGGCCUGAAGUCACUGAUCCUGAGAAGUUCGUGUAUGAAGAUGUGGCUAUCGCAGCAUACCUGCUGAUUCUAUGGGAAGAAGAAAGGGCCGAGAGGGGACUAACUGCCAGGCAGUCCUUUGUGGACCUGGGAUGUGGAAAUGGCCUCCUGGUCCACAUCCUGAACAGUGAGGGGCAUCCAGGCAGAGGGAUUGAUGUCCGGAGAAGAAAAAUCUGGGACAUGUAUGGACCACAGACUCAGUUAGAGGAAGAUGCAAUCACACCCAAUGAUAAGACCCUUUUCCCUGAUGUUGAUUGGUUAAUCGGUAACCAUUCUGAUGAACUCACACCAUGGAUACCUGUCAUUGCAGCCAGGUCUUCCUACAAUUGCCGCUUCUUUGUCCUCCCCUGCUGCUUCUUUGACUUCAUUGGAAAAUACUCCCGGAGGCAGAGUAAGAAGACUCAGUACCGGGAGUACCUUGACUUCAUUAAAGAAGUGGGCUUCACCUGUGGGUUCCACGUGGACGAAGACUGCCUCAGGAUUCCUUCAACCAAAAGAGUCUGUCUCUUUGGGAAAUCCAGAACAUACCCUCCCUCCAGAGAAGCUUCCGUGGAUGAAAAGAGGACUCAGUACAUUAAGAGCAGGCGGGGCUGCCCUGUGAGCCCGCCUGGACCGGAGCUUUCCCCUUCUCCACGCCGGCUUGCUGCCGGCAGUGCUGGUCACUGUGACAGUCACCAAGCUCUGGACGCCAGGCUCGGGUGUGUAGCUGGGACCUGGGCCGCUGAGCGUGGAGCAGGGCCCCAGGCCGAAGGACCCUGGCUACCUGGAUUUCAUCCCAGAGAAAAGGCCGAGCCUGUGAGGAACUGUGCCGCCCUGCCACGAGGUUUCAUCGACCGAGUGGUUUUGCAAGUGGCAAAUUUAUUGUUAGGCGGAAAGCAAUUAAACACAGGAAGUUCUCGAAAUGGGAGUUUGAAGACCUGGAAUGGGGGAGAGAGCCUAUCUCUGGCAGAAGUAGCCAGUGAGCUGGACACGGAGACCCUGCGGAGGCUGAAGCGGGAGUGUGGGGGCCUGCAGACGCUGCUCCGGAACAGCCACCAGGUGUUCCGAGUUGUGAAUGGGAGAGUUCACAUCCGCGACUGGAGAGAGGAGACGCUGUGGGAAACAAAGCAACCGGAAGCGAAACAGAGAGUGCGCUCCGAAGCCUGCAAGACCCGCCUCUGCUGGUUCUUCACGCAUCACCCUGACGGCUGUGCUCUGUCCGCGGACUGCUGCCCGUUUGCCCAUGGGCCUGCGGAGCUGCGGCCACCCCGGACCACCCCGAGGACAUUGUCAACCUGAUACUCACUCACCUGACACUCCUGUUCUUCAGGAACCACCUGGAGGCGCUCCUCACCGCCAUCCUCCUCCAAUCCAGGCCAGAGUUGUUUGCCAUCCUAGCCACAGCCGUCUUGAGUUUUGCAGCCUCCUCAUCCUGGGCAAAACCUUUGAAGUCCUGGGUGAAUUCUUACGUGUCCUUCUCUGGAUGCCACUCACGCACACCUUGGCAAGCGUGCCUGGGUCAUCAUCCCAAGCUCAAACAAGGUUUCUGGCGCAGCCCUAGUUGCCAUCCUUCCACAGUUGCAUCAGUGCCUUCUCGGCGGACUCUUCAGCUGAAGCUAUAGCCCGGGCAAAGGACCUCCUCAGCCAGGCGGCCUUAAAAGCUGCUGUGAGUGCUGGGUCCAUCAGAUCAAAGGAGUGGUGUUUGGAGGGGGAGCCACUGUGACAUAGGGGUGAAAAUCACCAGUAAGAGGAGGAUGUGUGGGUGCAGCACCACCAACAAGCCAGACCUUGAAAGGAACUGUGUUAUCUGGCAACACAGGAGGGAUGAAAAUCACCAAUAAGAGCAGGAUGUGCAGGAGCAGCACCACCCACUAGCAAGACCUUGAAAGGAACUGUCAUCUGGCAACUCAUCUUGGAAGAGGAGUGGGCUAUUCCUAACUCCCUUGUUCCUGCACUGCCCUGGCCCUGUGUGCUCACUGUUUCUCUUGAAGGGCCUGGGGCUCUCAUUGUGCAGGAUCACAUUCGUAGCCUGCAACAUGGCCACCAGGCAAGGCUGGUGUCCUGUCCCUAAAAGCCUGGAAGCCUGGCAUUGACUUGGCCUCCUUAAUGGAUGAAAGUGAAACACCUGUGCAAAAAUUCUAUCAGUGAGAAAAUAAUGACGGUGAAAGAUCUGAGCUAACCCACCCCACAUCUUACCUUUCCCUGAAUUAAUAGUGCUGGGCUAACUUUGGAAGACAGGCUGUAGUUUUGUUGUUGUUGUUCCUGUUUUUGAGACAGAGUCUCGCUCUGUCACCCAGGCUGGAGUUCAGUGGUGCAAUCUUGGCUCACUGCUACCUCUGCCUCCUGGGU